Molecule: messenger RNA, 678 nt
Organism: Peronospora belbahrii
Lineage: Eukaryota; Oomycota; Peronosporomycetes; Peronosporales; Peronosporaceae
Source: the annotation of a GenBank genome assembly
AUGUUUCGACGUAUUCUUCUAUCUAGCACGACCACUCGUGGUAUGACGCGUAUGUCGCAGCAAGUACGAUGUGUAAGUGAAACAUCAGUACGUUUUGGCAAUGAGAAACAGCCUGUAGAAGAAGCUCCUUUGAAGGAAAAGCCCAAGACCGAGGAGUCCGUGACGGAGUUGUCCGAACUGGAGAAGUUGCAGAAUGAAGUAAAGGAGCUGUCGGAAAAGAACAAAGAAAUGAAUGAUCGACUCUUACGUGCACUGGCUGAUGCUGAAAAUGUCCGUCGUAUUUCUCGUAUCGACGUGAACAACGCACGUGAGUUUGCUAUCUCCAAGUUUGCCAAGGCACUACUGGAUGUGUCAGACAACCUUAAGCGUGCACAUGAAAGUAUUGACGUUGAGUCGCUCGAGCCAAACAAGCAGUGGGAUGCCAUCAAGAUGCUGCAUGAGGGCGUUGUGAUGACGGAGAACCAACUGCAGAAAGUUUUUCGCGAAUUCAAGAUUAACCAGGUGGGUGCCGUUGGCGACAAGUUUGAUCCCAAUGUGCACGAUGCGCUAUUUGAGUACGAGGAUGCUUCCAAGGAGGCUGGAUCUGUUGGACAGCUUAUGAAGACUGGCUACUUGCUGAACGAGCGUGUCAUUCGUCCGGCGCAGGUGGGUGUCGUCAAGGCUUCCAAGACACAGUAA